Messenger RNA from Trypanosoma cruzi, 1818 nucleotides. RefSeq lists its product as uncharacterized. NCBI's taxonomy places the organism in Eukaryota, Euglenozoa, Kinetoplastea, Trypanosomatida, Trypanosomatidae. Bases 1 to 1818 code for a protein of 605 amino acids. The transcript has a single exon. The record is from RefSeq and is a predicted model, not a curated record.
AUGUGUGCUUGCAGUUUUUAUUUAACGGCUGCGCUGGGUGGACAAUUGGGUUCAUUCAUCAUGCUCAUCAAGUUGAUUUGUGAUGACAGCUGCGGCUUUGUGAAGCGUCUGGGUGCAUCGGAAAGGUGUGUUGCUUGGAUCGUUGAGGAAGAUCUCCCACUUUCGGACGCCGCGCAGAUUUUCUCAUUGAACACGGCCAUUGCUGAGGGACAUCGUGACCCCGGUAACAACAACAACAACAACAACAACAACAACAACAACAACACAACAGUGGAGGUGGCGGACUUAAGUGAUUACGUCAUUUUUACACCGUCGUCCGGGGAGCCGAUUGAUGUACGCCGCACCCCCAAUGAGCUCGGCUUGAGGAAUGGCACAACUCUGCGACUUGCACGCGCUGCCGAACAGCCGCAAAGCCGGAUGAGAGCUCCAUCCGAUAUGAGUCGCUCGGGAACACAACAGCAACAACGAGGACGACUGACACCACCACCGCAAAGUAACACGGAGGAUGACACGGAUGAGGAGAACGAUGAGUUUUACGCGUCGCGUCAGAUUGGUUGGUUUCCGUUUUUGUUGCGUCCACGUGAGGGGGAACCGCUGGCGCUUAUUAGCGACCCACUUAGACCCGUACGGGAGACAGAUGCCGAGCCUAAUACGCGGCCGCUGUGCGAGACAUGCGGUGCUCUCAUAUCCCACGGCGAUGCCCUUCGUAUCGCUGUCGACAGGCACUACAAGCCCAUGCUGAUGCAUCAAGACCAUCUUGAAAUGUCCAUGGAGAAACUUGGAGGGGGCCAUUUGCGACGUUGGCAGUCCCGCUUUAUACAAAUGUCAGAGAAGUCCAUUGACUGGUUCGCUGAGAAGCCAAGGCCGGGCACCAAGAGCCGCAUUCACGGCCACCGCUAUCUUGUGCGCAACGGUCACUGCCAUGUGGAGGCGAUCAUUCACAACCCAGACCCGGAAACCUACACGUAUUGUAGAGACAAAAACUACUACCACUUUGCGGUGAUCUUUCGAGAGCCCCGAAAAAUGUACUUUUUUCGUGUGCCGUCAGAACAGCAGCGGGCGCAGGCAAUUGGAUUUCUUGAGACCUGCAUUAAACGUCUGCUGGACCGCGCUCCUGUUCGAAACCCUGUGACGUGGAAACAGCGAGUCGACCAGUUUCUUGCUAACGCGGCGCAGUUGGGCGAAUUGCCACACACAAAUCGCAUGGCUAUUGAGGCGCUGCAGAUGAAGACGCAGUCCCUGGAGGAUGAGCUGGCCGAAGCGUUGGAAGUGAAGCCAAAGUUGCUGGCCGCACUCAGCACGGAGACAAGUUAUGUGCAGACACUUCGUGAGGAGUUGGCGGGUUACGAGAACGAUGUGAAGCGUGCACAAGAAAGGGUGAAGGCGGAAGAGUCCCGUCUUGCGGAGGAGCAGCGGCUGUUGCAGGACCUGGAGGCGGAACUGGGGGAUGAGACAUAUAAGGUGACUGUUUUAAAGCAAUACGCUCUGCAGCAACGCGAAGAGGCUAAAAAACGCGUGGCAGAACUUCGUGAGCGGGCAGCGGCGCUCCAGGAGGAAGAACGUGCCGUAUUCUGCAGGUGGCGUCGAUUGGAGGAGCAGCAUCGAGCGCAGCAGGAGACGUCGCGGCAGAACGGCUUGUAUUCUUUCUCUGAAGACGGCGUUGGUAUUCCGUCCGGCUCCCCACGUCUCUCGAUGGAGCUUGCGGCGUCGGCAGCACGACUCACACUGAGCUCGGAAUCGGUCUGCAGCCUCUCCCCACCGCUGUGUUCGCCCCAACGUCCACUGAUGUUCUCCACAAGCCGUGAACGCGAGUCGUAA